Messenger RNA from Sebastes umbrosus (honeycomb rockfish), 4983 nucleotides. Its product is annotated as hemicentin-1-like. The record is from RefSeq and is a predicted model, not a curated record. The transcript is spliced from 20 exons. Gene Ontology annotation, biological process: cell adhesion. Gene Ontology annotation, molecular function: integrin binding. Bases 127 to 4497 code for a protein of 1456 amino acids. Lineage: Eukaryota; Metazoa; Chordata; Actinopteri; Perciformes; Sebastidae.
GAGAUGGCUGUAUAUGUCUCUCUUUCUUCAUUGGUUUCUAGGAGGAUCCGGAUCAGGACAGUCCAGCCUCAGAAGAGAAGUGGAGCAGAUCUGGACUAAACGACAGAAGGACGUUUUUCAAAUCAAAUGAGUGAAACCGCUUCAUUAGUUCUCUUCGUGGGGUUCCUGCUCAGUGCGACAGGUGUGCGUGCCUCCUGUCCCAUUGAGUUGAGCCCCCCCAGUGUUGUGGUGAGAUAUGGAGACUCGGUGUCGGUCAACUGCAGCACGUCGGCGAGCCUGUUUGAAGGGAUGGGCUGGGAGGCUACAGAGGGAGGCAUCAGUCUGGAAAAGGUCAACCAUAUGGUCUGGACUGUGCCGAGUCUCACAGAGUGGACCAUCUCCCCCUUCUGCUACAUCAACCCUGCAUCAGAAAGUCAGUUUGAACAGUGCACCCAGAAACCAAAAGUCGUACUUUACACAUUCCCAGAUAACAUCAGUAUCCGCUCCAACAGCAGCGCAGGUGGUGUGAUGAAAGAAGGGAAGGAAUAUCACUUCACGUGUGACGUCCACAAUAUAGCUCCUGUUCAAAACCUCACUGUGAGGUGGUACAGAGGAGAUGCACUGGUCAAAACGGAUACUGUUGACAAUCCCAGUAAGAAACCAGAGAAUCACACAUCUGUAUUCAGCUUCAAACCGAACAGACAAGACGAAGGAGCCACGUUCAGAUGUGAGGCACAUCUGGACCUGAGGCCAGAAGGACCACAACUUAAUGCAUCUUCACAAGACUAUAAUAUCACAGUUUACUUUGGACCAGAUGUACAAUGUUCUCCUGGUGAACCGGACAAACUGGAGUUAUUGGAAGGAAAAACACUGGAGAGUCAAUGCAACGUGACAGGAAAUCCCAGCCCCGAAGUCAAAUGGCUGAAAGAUGGACAGCCCACAAACUCGUCCGUCGCUCUGAGCCGGAACGAUGCAGGCCUGUACACCGUUAAAGCUGAGGGAGCCAAAUUAACCGAUAUGACAUUCAGGGUUCUCAUACUGUAUGGUCCAGAGUUGAAGUGUCCAACCACUUACACAGCACUGGAGGACACUCCUCUAAACUUCACCUGCACCAAGGCGGGCUAUCCUCAACCUAACAUCACCUGGUCCAAAGACGGCGAGGAGGUGGUGCUCCCAGACAACCUGAAAAGAAGUGAUGCAGGGCAGUACUUGAUCACAGCUUCAAGCAAGCUGUCAAGCGUCAACCUCACAGUGGAGAUUAAUGUCAUAUACCCGCCAUCACAGAUAGUUGAGCUUGAGGACUCUGAAGUUGACGUUGGUUCCACUGUGGGACUGAAGUGCGCCUCUACGGGCAACCCACGACCACAAUACGUGUGGAGUUAUUACCGGACCGACAAUGUGAUAGAGGAAACUGACGAUGGAGUGUCCCGUCUGCACAUCCACAACGCUACUGCAUACAACAUGGGCUCCUACACAUGUAACACCUGGAACGACGCAGGAAAUGUCUCUAAAACAGUCAGAGUCACCGUAAAAGGUGCCAGAGGAGAAUGCCCCAUCUAUAUAACUCCAGACAGGAUGGUGAUACAAUACCAAAGCAGAGGCCAGCUAAGUGCAACAUGCAAACCAACAUCCACCGACUCCAGCCAUGUGAAGGAAAUCUACUGGCAGGAUCGGCAGGGCGUCAGAUUUAACAGCACAAGUUGGUUUCCUGACACCGAUAAGGACUGGGACCCGAGGCCUGUUUGUACUGCGACGUUUUAUAUCAUAGAACCAUGCUCGAAACAUCUAAACUUCACCUUCUACAAAACACCAGACAGCGUCUCCAUCCAUCUUGACAACGGGAGCUCAGUGUGGGAGGAGAGAACAUUCCAGCUGCGGUGUGACAUCACCAACGUCGCUCCAGCAGAAAACCUCGUUGUGCGUUGGUACCGAGGGAAUGAAAGCUUCGAACCACUUAUCAAAGACUCACUGCGAGUGACUGGCUGCCCGCCUGACAACGGCACAGACUGUGACAUCAGCGAUGUCCGAUCGCCGCUGAACGUGUCGUCGACCAUCAGCGUCACUCUAAACAGGACCCAAAACGGAACAGAGUUCAGCUGUGGGGCUCAGUUGGAUCUUGGACGUGAGGGAUCACAGCCUCUUCCAGACAUGAUGUCCGUUCCUCUGAAAAUCUCCGUCUACUAUAAGCCCAUGAUUAACACCACAAAGCUUCCAAAGAAGGUCCCAGUGUUCAAAGGUUAUCCAGAAGAGCUGGUCUGUGAAGCCGAUGGUCACCCGCCUCCAGAGAUCAAGUGGGUCUACAGCUCAGACAAACCACCCCACGUUUCUGGAGACAACCUCAUCGUGUCUGAAGCCGGCGUCUACAACUGCAGCGCCACCAACGAGGUUGACUCCAUGUCCCAUGAGGUCGUAGUGAUUUUAAAAGAGGACUACCUUCCACUCUUAGCUGGAUUCGUGGCCGUCACAGUGGUCGCCAUCUCCAUCGUCUUCGUCUUCAUCUACUCAAUCUACUACAAGAACACCAAGAUGCGCCGCUACAGUCUGAAAAACCCCAAACUCGACACCCCCAGUGGCAACGUGGCUCAAAACGGCUGGGACAUGCAGUUCCCAAUGACCAAACUGUCUUACGUCAUAGCGUGGACAGGGAAGCCUGUGAGGUCCUCCUGUCCAUUCGAGAUAAGUCCUGCUAGGGUCGUGGUGAGAUUUGGAGACCCCAUCUCGGUCAACUGUAGCUCACAAUUAGACCGUAUCGAGUCGAUGGGCUGGGAGUCUGUAGUCGGCGGCACGGGAACUCAAUUUAAUGUCUCUUCUGUUGUCCUGGAAGUAGAAUCUGUGAAAUACUGGGAACUAAGACCGAUCUGCUUCAUCAACCCGGUCGUUGGUGAUCAGUGUCAUCAAACCCUAUCGGUCACCGUUUACAAUCUGCCGGAGAGUGUGUCCAUCUCUCAGCCAAGUGAAACGGGCCCCAUGGUCGAGGGCGAACGGUACCGCAUGCAGUGUGACAUUGUUAAUGUUAAACCACUAAAAAACCUCCUUGUGCACUGGCACAAAGGAAAUAAGAUCAUCGCCACUGACACGUUUGACCAGUCCAGUCUGUCCGAUCCAGUCAGUACGUCUUCUUUCUACAAUCUGACCGCCCAGAGGGGUGACAAUGGAACUGAGAUCUGGUGUGAUGCAAAGCUGGACUUUUUACCAGAUCUCCACACGAUCCAUUCAAAGUCACGUGAAGUGAUCGUGCUGUACUCACCAGCCUUCACCAAGCCUGAAAGUGAGACGCUGGAGCUGAAAGCUCGCAGUGAAAUAAUUUUAAACUGCACUGCUGAAGGAAACCCAACGCCGGUAUACAGCUGGCAUUUACCACACGCAAUACAACGGACCAAUCAAAAUGAGAAUCAACCCGUUUUGACGCCGUCCCCUCAGCUUCCAGGCACCUAUAACUGCACAGCGUCCAACAGCCAGGGCACCCAGACCAAAUAUUUCACCGUCAUCGAACCUACAAGGAACUACACAACCAUUGCAGCCCUGCUGGGAGUAGGUUUGUCCCUGGGAGCCGGGCUUUUCGUUGGCCUUCUUUUUCUUCUCACACCGGACGGAACUUUUUCUUGCAACAAAGGCAGCUAUAUGCCAGGACGGCCUACCUCAUCAGGACCCGUAUUGUCAGGUGAAGGUUGCUCACUCAUCCUCAAGCCCUCCAGGGUCGUGGUGGGCUUCGGGGAGCCGGUGUCGGUCAGCUGCGAGGCUGCUCGCCCGGUGCGUGUGCUGGGCUGGGAGUCGGCCAUCAGUGCUGCACACACUCAGCAGGACCUGUCUGUCCAGUGGAAGGUAGACAGCCUCAUUGACUGGAUAGAGGAGCCCAUCUGUUAUGGUGUUUUCUUCACAGCUCCCAGACAAUGCGAGGAGAAACUCAACCUGGUCCUGUACAAAACCCCGGAUAGCAUCUCCAUCCGGCCUGUGAACAACACCGGCCCCAUGGUGGAAGGAAAGGAGUACCAGCUGCUCUGCGAGGUUCAGAACAUCGCUCCGGUCCAGUACCUCACCCUGAGGUGGUACAAGGGGCAGACUGAGGUUUACAACCACUCCUUCACCGAACUCACGUCUUCCUCGCCUGUCCAGGUGUCCUCCAUCCUCAUGGUCACACCAACCAAAGCUGAGAAUGGAGCUCAGUACAGGUGCGUAGCAGAGCUGGAGCUCGGACCAGAGGGACCACAACCGCCUCCUACUGUGACCUCGGAGCCUCUUAAUGCCUCUGUGUACUUUCCCCCAACAUUCCUCAGUCCUGAACCAGAGGUUUUGGACCUUGUAGCGGGUGCUGAAAUCACCUUGAACUGCGCUGCCACAGGAAACCCCACACCUGUGUACAGCUGGCAGUCCUCCAACCCCAUGCAGGACAGGAUGGAGGAUGAAGCAGCUCUUACCUCCUCCUCACUGCUGCCAGGGACCUACACCUGCACCGCCUCCAACACGCUGGAGAAGAAGAGCAAGCAGUUCAUUGUCAAGGCCAUGACCAAAGGUGUUUGAAACAAGAGAUGUUGAGAUGGGAUCAGAUGACCACAUUGGACACACAAUCACAAUCCAACUAAGGGGAUUUUACUGCUGCUGCGUGGAAAUGACAAUGCAUUCAUGACUCAACAGAUAUUUAUGACGAUCUUGCAGAAUUAGAUCUCAUUUAUAAAAAAAUAUAUUUGAAUAUACUAUGUUUGGUAACUGUCAUUUAAUUUGUCAGUAUUUUUAACAUGAAUGUUUUCUGUGAGAUAGACUUGUGGUUUAGGGUAUAGUUUAUGCUUUCCAUGUGAUAUCCUGUCUCUAAUUUAUAUUUUUUUUGGCUAGACUUAUUUUCGUAUUAAUUAAAUCAUCUUGUAACAUUGCAAAUGUGUAGCUUGAUAUAGCAAUGAUGACUACAUUAUCAUUAAUGUUUGCUGGGAAUUUAAUAGAAGAUCAGCAGGCCAUUACUGUAAAUAUGAACUGUUUCUUAAUUUUCUUAUCUUUAUGAAUAAAAGUUAAAUG